Messenger RNA from Haemonchus placei, 1299 nucleotides. The record is from the annotation of a GenBank genome assembly. Lineage: Eukaryota; Metazoa; Nematoda; Chromadorea; Rhabditida; Trichostrongylidae.
AUGCUACUGUUGCUGUUCGUAGCAGCAUUAUGGGUGUCUGCCGCCGGGCAGAGCUUCUACGCAGAAUUACUGCGAGAGAAUUCACCUUUCGCUGAUGCGCCAAGUGUCGAUCGCUACCUCUCGAAUUUGGCAAAACUGAAUGAGUUGCAAAGUCGAAUUGUAGGCGUCCGACCCACCUCCCGAGACGAAAUGCCAUUUGAGGACAAACCAGCAAAGCCAGACCAAUUACCAUACAUGUUCGAGGGCGAUAUCCUUUUAACAGACGAUCAGCUAGAAACUAUCAUACGCAACACCGAGGAUCAGCUGUGGAACAAGGGUGUAAAGCCAAGAGCUCGCCGUUCGAUGACAUCAAAUCUCUACGCUCGUUGGCCAUCUACGCCUAUACCGUACUACAUCAAUACGGGAUCAGGAGUGAGCGAAUCUGCUGUUCUCGCUGGUAUUGCACGGUGGGAGGCUGACACUUGCAUCAGAUUCACACGACAGUACAGUCUUCCUAGUCGGAAUGGGAUCGAAUUCUUUCUUGGAAGCGGCUGUUACUCGAUGAUUGGCCGUGUCGGCUCGUCAUCGCAGCAGGUCUCCAUCGGAUAUGGGUGCACUUCACUCGGCACUGUGACCCACGAAAUCGGCCAUGCUCUCGGCUUUUACCACGAGCAAGCACGUUACGACCGAGACUCCUAUGUGACCAUUGCCGCUGAGAAUAUUCAAAACGGCUAUCUGAGUCAGUUCACCAAGCAAGCUAAAUCAAGUAUGCAGGACUACGGUGUCGGUUAUGACUUCGGAUCUGUAAUGCAUUAUGAUCAGACUAGUUUCUCUCAGAAUGGAGGCCACACUAUUAAGACGAUUGACACAAACUAUCAGCAAACUAUUGGGCAACGAGAAGGGCCUUCUUUUAUGGAUGUGAAACGUAUCAACAUGGCCUAUUGCAGCAGUUCUUGCUCGUCGGCGUUAGAUUGCCUACACGGUGGAUAUACCGAUCCAAAUAACUGCGCCGUAUGUCGAUGUCCAACAGGAUUUGGUGGGAAGCUCUGCGAACGUGCGGCUACGAACCCGUCGGGGUGCGGUAGUGGAGAUCUCGUAGCUUCCGCAUCACUUCAGUCGAUUUCUGCCAGCAAUGGUGUCACAUGCUCAUAUGUUAUUAAGGCACCGCCUGGCAGACGCGUCUACUACGAAGUUUCGUCGUUCCGGUUCUCGAACUCGGACCUUUGCAGUUACAACUUUCUGGAAAUCAAAUACGUAGCUGAUCUUCAGCGUGCUGGGGCAAGGUACGGAAUUCAUAUCCUCCCGGGAAAACUUACCUGA